This is a messenger RNA of Oncorhynchus nerka (sockeye salmon), 3471 nucleotides long. RefSeq names its product choline-phosphate cytidylyltransferase A-like. The record is from RefSeq and is a predicted model, not a curated record. NCBI's taxonomy places the organism in Eukaryota, Metazoa, Chordata, Actinopteri, Salmoniformes, Salmonidae. The transcript has 8 exons. Gene Ontology annotation, biological process: CDP-choline pathway. Bases 1080 to 2336 code for a protein of 418 amino acids. Gene Ontology annotation, cellular component: endoplasmic reticulum. Gene Ontology annotation, molecular function: phosphatidylcholine binding; choline-phosphate cytidylyltransferase activity.
CAAUAUACUGUACUGAACAUACAAUAUCUACUAUGCUGAACAUAUUUACUGUACUCCUACUCUACUGAGCUGUAUACUGAGCUAUGCUGUGAUGUCCAAACUUGUGAAACAUAGACAUCUAUGAUUGUUUCAGAUUUGGUCUGGUCGGUACCAACCAAAUGUGAUCUUGUUUGGAGGCGGAACUCAUUACAAUGAUAGCAAGUGUGUAGAAUAAUACCCAAAUAUGCAAAAUAAGGAUAUUGCAUAUUUUUACCUUCUGUGUAGCUAUGUAGAAUAAUGAUAUUCAUAUCCAUAAUAACGCAUUUUUGUAUAGUACAGAUUAGGGACAAAUGAUGGAAUUCCGUUACCAGAUGUAAAUCAAUUUCAAUUGACAAAAUAUUUGUCAUGUCAUAGCUGACACCCCAUUCUUUCUGCAGACAACUUUGAAUCAUCAUUUGGAGCAGAUAUUUGGAAAACGUGGUUCCAGAUUUUUUUCGCGGGAUAUUUUACCUUAAUUGUUUUACCAAAUGUUGCAUCUGCACAGUUCUUCCAGUAAAUAUGUUUUUGUGAACUAUUAUGUGUAAAUCGUUCGAAGUAGUCCUUGUUAAUAGUUUUAUGAUUUAAAAAAACAACUUUGAAAUCAAUGUUUUUUGUUUGGCAUACAUCUCAAAGUGAAACGUCGGAGUGAAAGCGUACUUCCGGUACCAUGGAAUUGCCAGAGUAUGGCCCUUGAUCAAAUAGCUACUAAUUUCAGACAUGACAUGCAAAUGUAAAUCUCUGAAACACUGUGCCAGCUAUCCAAUAAAGGUUGAGCCGCAAAGGUAUGCAACCACACUGUUGAUUGUGAAACUAUAGCCUAAUACAUGCACACCAGCUACCUAAUCCAGUAGUACUUUUUGACUAAAGAUUAUUAAAGCCAACGGCAAACGCAGAAACACACCACCUGACCUGCCUGCCCCCGGGUCGUGGAUUAACGCCGCCCUAUGGCCAAUAAUUGAAUGGAAUUCACCAAAGUAAUUUGAUGAAGACUCGCUGCAGAAAGAAUAGUCUAUUUGAUCAUUUGUACGAAAUAAGCCUAUGUGACCUUCAGUAGAGUCAAGAUGACUUAUUUGCACAUCCUGGUACUGGUUAACGUUGUUCUUCCACGUAGACAACACAUUCUGUUUGAGAGUAUCAAAACGGCAAGUGAUUACUUUUGCUCUCUAAGCAAGAUGAUGGUUGGUGUGUCCCCACGUGACUUUUGCCCUUUCAGCCCUUGGAUGGAGGCCCACAGCUCAAGCCGGUCAAGCCUGUCCAGGAAGAGGAGGAGAGAUGGAUCCAAGGGAGAAUCCGAGGAGGUAGAGCGGCCAGGGAAAGUCCCAAAAUCCACCGUGGGUUUAAAAGAUCCCGCCUCCUUUGCUGAUGAGCUGGAGUCUGCUGAGGACACUCCAUACCUGCGAGUCAGCAUGGAGGAGGCCAAGAGGGGAACUCCAUUUCAAAGGCCAGUGCGGGUCUAUGCAGAUGGCAUCUUUGAUGUGUUCCACUCAGGCCACGCCCGGGCACUCAUGCAGGCCAAGGGCCUCUUCCCCAACACGUACCUCAUCGUGGGCGUGUGUAGUGACGACCUGACGCACAAGUUCAAGGGGUUCACAGUGAUGAACGAGGAUGAGCGCUACGAUGCAGUCAGCCACUGCCGCUACGUGGACGAGGUCGUCAGGAACGCGCCCUGGACGCUAACGCCCGAAUUCCUCGCCAAGCACCGAAUCGACUUUGUUGCCCAUGACGACAUCCCAUAUACAUCAGCAGGCCAGGAUGACGUUUACAAGCACAUCAAGGAGGCGGGCAUGUUUGCCCCCACCCAGCGGACGGAGGGCAUCUCCACCUCGGACAUCAUCACACGCAUCGUCCGCGACUACGACGUGUACGUGAGACGCAACCUGCAACGCGGCUACACUGCAAAAGAGCUCAACGUCAGCUUCAUAAAUGAGAAGAAGUACCACCUGCAGGAGCGUGUGGACAAGGUGAAGAGGAAGGUGCGUGACGUGGAGGAGAAGAGUAAAGAGUUUGUGCAGAAGGUGGAGAACAAGAGCAUCGACCUCAUCCAGAGGUGGGAGGAGAAGUCCCGGGAGUUCAUCGGCAACUUCCUGCAGAUGUUCGGCCCCGAGGGAGCACUGAAGCACAUGUUGAAGGAGGGCAGGGGCCGGAUGCUGCAGGCCAUCAGCCCAAGACAGAGUCCCAGCAGCAGUCCCACCCGUGAGCGCUCUCCCUCCCCCGUCUUCCGCAUGCCCUUCUUAAACAAGGCCUUGGCCUCACCCCACCACAGUGCUGCACGGGGAUAUACCGUCAGUGAGGAUGAUGACGAGUCCUACGAAGGUUAGGGCUCCCAUUUCUCGCGUUUGUUAAUCCUGCUCUUCGGUCCAUCGACAGUAUCAGCGUUCAAGCCCCUCCAACCAAUCAUCAGUAUAGCGUUGUCCCUCACUUCAUUUUUUCACUCCUUUUAAAUUGCUGGUGUCCAUUUCAUUUGUACUGUACCACAUCAGUCAGAGGGGGGUUAAUGCAGAAUUAUUUUUUGACAGCCGAUGUUGCAUUUCUCACCGCUAGGAACAUUUUAUAGAUAUUAUUUUGAUGCACGCUUCCUACUCAGGAUGUUAUAACCUUAGUGGGUAGAUUUUUAGUUACCCAUGAGUUUAGUGGGAAAUUCAGUUUUGUCUUCGGUGCACUGUUGCAUUCCUCCACAGAUUAUCUGAAUAUAGUAACCAUCAGUCCCUUGAGGAUUCCCCCUCUGAGUGUUUGUUUGCUUCUGUGAGUGUGUAAACUGCUAGUAUGUGUAGGCAUCUCGAUGUCCUCCAUCCAUGGACUCAGCUUGACCUUUUUGCACAUUAUAAUAAUACUAAUAGUUGGUCUCACUCGAGGUCAGUCGUUGGACAGAGGUUUUCAAAGCAUAGUGCCCAGCAUUUAACUAAAGAACUGGAUCUUGUUCAGUAGGGCUCAAGAGAACUUGUUUUCAGGAGGUUCUAGCUGAACCCAAACACUUGUGUGCAAUAACGAGACCUCGUUUUAAAAAUGACUACAUAUGUAAUACAAUUUUAUCCGUUACAUAUCUCCCUCCUGUAGUUGGGAUCCCUUGAUUUUGGCUGUUGACCCAACCCUUGCUAGUCUUUGUGGCAGCAAAGCAGGUGGUUUUAUUUCCUAUAUAAUUAUUUUAAGCAUAUUAUCGUAACCAUGUUGGAUUGUCUAUACAGUAUAAGGGAUGAUAAAAUCCAUUAAAAUACUGCUUCUCAUUAGGGCAUGUCUAUAUAUAUAUCUCUCUCUCUUGGUAGCAAGAGUUUUCUGAUCUAUAAGAAGCCAGUACUAACCUUUAACUAUCUGUCAGAUACAAAAUGUACCUAGCUUUAAGUACAUUGUUUUAAACAUUUUAUUGUUUGGGUUGAGUUUGUUUAGCUCCUGAAUGUGCAGGCAUGAGAUCCCAGGGAACAUGUCAAUGGAAUAAAAAAAAACUUUAAAAAACUUCAA